AUGUUUUUCUUUCGCUUUUUGUAUGCGGUUUACCUCUGCCUUUCGUUUGCUCCGAUAUCACACGCAGCACCAACAUUGAGUACUAUUACCACAGUCCAGAAUGGUGUAACAAACUAUAUUGUAACAACUUUGAAUGGUGCUGCUGGUGCAGAAACUGCCACGACGGGGACCGGUACUACUGCAACUGGUACUGCAACUACUACUGGCACUGGUACUGCAACUACUACCGGCACGGGAACCACAACCGGCACUGGUACCAAAACUGGCACGGGAACCACUACCGGCACUGGAACUGGCACAACUACCGGAACUGGCACAACUACUGGAACUGGCACAACCACUGGGACCGGUACAACUACCGGAACUGGCACAACUACUGGAACUGGCACCACCACUGAAACCGGCACCACCACUGGCACUACUGCUACACCAGCCACUCCUGUUGCUGCUGCAACUUCAUCUUCAUCAUCCGUUUCAAAAGCUCCAGGCACGAGGCCAGAUCCAACCACAAACGCAACUCCACUGCCCGCCUCAGCUGUGACAACCCUUUCCAUCGAAUCCUUCAUCACCAUGACUGAAGCAUCUACCACUUACACCACUACUAGAGCGCCCACCUACAUGUGGGUGACAUACACCACAGAGGGGCGUACUAUAACGACCUCAACAACUUUUAUUCAGAGGUUCCCAACUGAGUUUUCCGUUGCGGCAACUCCUUCAUCUGGAUCCGUAGGCUUAGGUUCUCUAAGCGGAGAGGUGGGUCAGGUCAGAACUGCAGGUGUCGUCACUCUGUCCAACGGCGCACCCGACAUGAUGGCCACCCUUCCUUUGGUUGGAGGUGCGUUGGCGCUGAUUUCAUGGUUGCUAUAA
Molecule: messenger RNA, 867 nt
Organism: Lachancea lanzarotensis
Lineage: Eukaryota; Fungi; Ascomycota; Saccharomycetes; Saccharomycetales; Saccharomycetaceae
Gene: KRE1
Product: LALA0S13e02256g1_1
Exons: 1
Coding region: 1-867 (288 amino acids)
Biological process (GO): fungal-type cell wall organization
Source: RefSeq, a predicted model, not a curated record